AUGUGGACGGAUGUGAAUCGAGAUGAGGAAAAUAGGAUAUUAGAAGACAAGAAGGCAAGAAGGCUCAGCGGCGGAAAACUGCAGCAGUACACGUACCUGCUGGCCAUCAUGGGAAUCGGCUUAUUCAUCAUCACAACUAGCGAACCUGGCAAGACAAAUAGUCGUGACAACCUCAUUUUGAGUAGAAAUAAGUUACCUAUUCAGUCGAUUUCCGGUAUUGUGAUGAAUACACCAAGGAAAGUCUACAAGCAAUACGUUCAAGCCGUAACUGUGCAAUUAUACGAUUACGUGCAAUUCACUUUCGAAAACCCCAAUCAAAACAUUACUGUACCCCAAGACAUUCAAAUGGAAGCCAACAAUCAACCUGCUAAUAACUUAGAAUCCGCAUUUGAAAGGCUAUGUCUAGCAUCAUACGCUAGCAAACUUCCAACGUUUUCGGGAGCAAACAUGGGUGCUGGUCUUAUGGAUUUUGUACACGAAUUCCAUGAAAUAAGUAACAUAAUGGGAAUUAAUGAAUCCAAAAUGGCACGUCUACUCCCGGCCCAUCUCAAGGGAGUGGCAAAAGCAGUUUAUGAUAAUAUGACAGAUGAGCAAAAAUCAAAUUGGCGUUCAGCAAUAACCCAACUCAAAGAGCAUUUCUCAACGGACCAGUUCAUGGAUAUGGCUAGAGAAAGGAUUAUGAAUAUGCGGAUGGAAUUUAACGAAUCUCCUGUAGUUUUUUCGAAUAGAAUCCGGAAAGAAAUUAUGGAUGCAUAUCCUCAUACAGAUCUUGCUGAACAACGCAAAUUUCUUCAAAAUAUGGUAUUCACUAAUGGUUUACCUAAUAAAAUCAAGGAUAAACUGAAACUUCUUGGUCCGCUACCUUCCGAUUAUAACACUUUACUACGCAAUGCAGAACGGAUGCAUACCAUAAAUAGCUCCACUUCCCCUCCUGAAGAAGACCUGUUGAUAGCAAAAAUCGACAGAGCCAUUGAUACAAUAAACAAUCGCGCAAAUUCUCCAUUUCGUCGUGCCAACUCUCCAUAUCGUAAUACUAACUCCUCAUACCGCCGUGAUAACCCUCCAUUUCACCGGGCGGGAAAAUCCGGUUGGCCCAUAGCUUUCCCUGAUCCUGUGACAUGCACGAGUUCCCCAAAUUCUUCCCAAGUCAUGAUCACGGGAGCCAAUCUUUACGUUGAAAGAACAGAACCACUGUUGAUACCAGCAUUUCACUGCUUCAAUAAAACUAGGAGAAUAUGCGCAUCUUCAUACUUGCACGUUUCGUUCUCAGUCAAUAGUGAUGAAGAAUUUAUGACCCCUAUAGACCCUACUCUUUGCGAGUCAAUUACACAAUCAAGAAAAUAUUUGGACGUUCCGCUGGAACAGCUCUCCUCUAGUGUAUAUGGUUCGGAAAACCAAAUUCAUUAUUCCUAUCCAUGGUUUUUCGGAGAAAAGUGCACAGUCACUACAAACGUAUAUUUCGAAAAAGGAACAGUUGCAACUUUUGAUGGCAAUCAUUUAAUAGGCCAAUUUGGGAGCAUGGCACAUUGUAACAUUACAAAAAGCCAAUGUAACCUCACGCAUGGUACCGUUAUUUGGACACCACCACCUACUACUUCAAUAUGCCGUUACGUAAAAGCCACUGAGGGAGUUGCCUAUUACUUAAAUAACAUCCAAUCGGCUUUUACUUAUAAAAAUGUAACAUUCUCACAUUCACAACUUAACGCAUGGUGUUUGAAUAAUUCUGCAAUCCCAAUGGAUAAUGGUGUAUUCAUCGUUUUGCCAGAAAUAGAGGAUUAUCAUCCUAUCAUCUUAUUUUCACAAUACCCCGAAGUAGUGGAUGGUAUUAAUCGUAAACACUUUUACAAUUCGCAACUUUUGAAUCUAGUAACAACCGUUCCUCAGCCUACUCAAAAUCAAUAUGGUACUGACGAUACUUUACUAAAAACAGCAAAAUCUAGCGCGCAGUCACAAAACGAUCAAUACAAGCUCCCCACGGACGAACCAGCCAUAAAGGAACCACAUUUUACCGUUCCCUUGAUUUACAGGCUCAUACGUAAUAUGAACAAAAGAUCUGUGGACAACUUAAGCCACUCUUCAAACAUUCCAUUUUCACGAAAGAAAAGAUUAGCAACUAUGACAUCAGGCAAUCAUAAAUCUUUAAACUCUUUAUUAACUGGGACUAAAGACUCGAUUUUAAAUGAUGAUCAAAAUCCUACUCAUAAAUCCACUUCCGAUAUGUCACGACAAAUAGCUCGUCAUAUCGCAUUUCAUUCAGAACCCGAUUUUGCAACUAUAAAUAAUGAUCAGACCAUAGGCCACGAACAGCGCCAAGAUAAUCGUCACGCGGAACUUAAUACCAAAAUGCAAUUUUUGAAAAUUAAAAUGGAUGAAAUCAUAAAACAAGAUUUCAAUUUUCUGUUAGACAAAAUUUGUACGCUCAUGAACUUCAAAGCACACUCAAUAAGAGGAAUAGCUCAAAUCAAUCCAACAACUGCAGCGCGAAUACUUUUGAAUCGAGAAGAUAUAUUCGCUCUUUCUGCAGGAGACGUAUUAAUGGUCUCCAAAUGCAAAGAAAUUGUAGUGGAUGAAAUCAUUUUCGAUCAUAAUAUAAGAGGAAUUUGUUAUAUCUUUACACCAUACACUGUCCAGUCAAAAUCGGUAAGGAAAGAGUUACCAAUGUCAGACCAGUUCGGACAGGAACUAACGGACACAGCAGCAUUUCUGGAAUCCAACGCAGGAGAGUUUCUACAAUCACAAAAGGAAAAAGUUCUCGAAUCCUUGGGCUUGCACAAUCUGGUCAGAACGAUUGUCAUCGUGUCUAUUUGUCUCUUUCUUCUAGUAGCUAUCGCAAUUUUAUAUUGCCAAACUACUUUGUUUCGGAUACCGUUGAACCUACUCUUUCGAGCCAUAGGUAAUUUAAUCUCCUUCAUUUUUUCCUCCACCUGUAAGACACGAAAAUCUUCUCUGACCAUUGCGGCAAAACAACAUACCCAGGAUAACACCGUAGCUAAUAGUGGACCAGUAAGCGUGUCCAUUCAGCUUCCUGCUUGUAUCAAUCUUCCAGCUGCUCCCCUGCCAAUGAUUAACCUUCCUGCUGCUCCCUUACCGAUGAUCAAUUUACCAGCAGCUCCAGAUCCAAUAAUCAACCCACCGUCCGCUCCAGUUACGACAUUUCAUCAACAAUCGGCUUCACAACCACCUAUAAUUCGCAUACCGAAAGCACCACCUGCAUCACAAGCGACUAAACAACAAUUUUCAAAUCUUUUCCCAGGAAUUUCUUGUGUCCAUCAUGGAAACACUAGUCAAAUGAUUUAUCUCCUGGCUAAACUCAACAACUCAUCAAUAGUAGCUCUUCUAGACACUGGAUCCGCUCUUACAAUCGUCUCCGAAACAGUCGCUAGAAAAAUCAAGGCUCAGCUUUCUCAGCCCUUGAUUACAAAAGGUAUCACAGCGAAUGGAUCCUUUAUGGACCUUCUUGGCCAAUUCUCUCCACAUCUUACUAUAGGAAGCAAAACCAUAAGAAUCACUUGCUAUGUCGCUUCGGAUGCCAAUUGUUCUUCUCCGUUCAUCCUAGGCAACGACACAAUCCAACGUUUCACGAAAACUAUGUCAAUCAAUUAUCAUUCCCACACAGUUUCUUUCGAUAAGAUUACUGUCCCAUUUACAACACUAAAUUACAGCAACCUUCUUAAUAUUCCUGUUCAAUUAGUCGAUGACAUCACCCUACAACCAUCUUUCAGAUAA
Messenger RNA from Ostertagia ostertagi, 3726 nucleotides. NCBI's taxonomy places the organism in Eukaryota, Metazoa, Nematoda, Chromadorea, Rhabditida, Trichostrongylidae. The record is from the annotation of a GenBank genome assembly.